CCAACGCAGGGAGGAUGACGGACGACUACCGCUCGGACGUGGGCCGCUGGGCCCGGGGUCCCUGGCGUGCGGACGGCGCCCCGUCCCCGUCCCCGGAGCCGACCCCGACCUCGACCCCCGACGGCCGGUCGGGCCGGUCCUUCUGGGCCCGCUGCUGCGGCUGCUGCUCCCGCCGGAGUCGGGUGGACGAGUCGGACUGGGGGCCGGAGCCCGGGCCCGACGGGUCCGGAGGGCCGGGGAGGGCCGGAGGGUCGGGGAGGGCCGGGGGGCCCGGCUCCCGCGGGUCCGGCUCCCGCAGGCCCGGCUCCCGCAGGCCCGGCUCCCGGGGAGGCACCGUCAACGGGGCCGGCGACGGCACCGUCCGAGAUGGCAUGCUGGUGGUGACCGGGGUGGACCUGCUGAGCGGACGGUCGAGCCAGAACCGUCGGGACCACCACACCGACGAGUUCGAAUACGACGAGCUGGUCCUGCGCCGCGGGCAGCCCUUCCACCUCAGCCUCAGCCUGGCCAGGCCCUACCAGUCCUCCGACCGCAUCACCCUCGAGCUGCUCAUCGGCUCGACGCCCGAGGUCGGCAAGGGCACCCACAUCAUCAUCCCGGUGGGCAGAGGUGGCGGCGGGGGGUGGAGCGCCCAGGUGACCAAGGCGAGCGGGCAGCACGUCAACCUGCGGGUCAACACCUCUCCCAGCGCCAUCGUGGGCAAGUUCCGCUUCACCGUGCGCACCCAGUCAGACGCGGGGGAAUUCCAACUGCCCUUCGACCCCCGCAACGAGAUCUACAUCCUCUUCAACCCCUGGUGCUCUGACGACCCCGUGUUCGUGAACCGGGAGGACUGGCGUCAGGAGUACGUGCUCAACGAGGUCGGCCGCAUCUACUACGGCACGGAGGCCCAGAUCGGGGAACGCACGUGGAACUACGGCCAGUUUGACCACGGCGUGCUGGACGCCUGCCUCUACAUCUUGGACCGGCGGGGCAUGCCCUACGCGGGCCGCGGCGACCCCAUCACCGUCUCCCGCGUGGUCUCCGCCAUGGUGAACUCCCUGGAUGACAACGGGGUGCUGAUCGGGAACUGGUCCGGCGACUACUCGCGGGGCACCAACCCCUCGGCCUGGGUGGGCAGCGUGGAGAUCCUCCUCAGCUACCUGCGCACCGGCUACUCCGUCCCCUACGGCCAGUGCUGGGUCUUCGCCGGAGUCACCACCACAGUUCUGCGCUGUCUGGGCAUCGCCACCCGCACCGUGACCAAUUACAACUCCGCCCACGACACGGACACCUCUCUCACCAUGGACAUCUACUUCGACGAGAACAUGAAGCCCCUGGAGCAUCUCAACCGAGACUCCGUCUGGAACUUCCACGUGUGGAACGACUGCUGGAUGAGGCGGCCGGACCUCCCCUCGGGCUUUGACGGCUGGCAGGUGGUGGACGCCACGCCCCAGGAGACCAGCAGCGGCAUCUUCUGCUGCGGCCCCUGCUCGGUGGAGUCCAUCAAGAACGGCCUGGUUUACAUGAAGUACGACACGCCCUUCAUCUUUGCCGAGGUGAACAGUGACAAAGUGUACUGGCAGCGACAGAGUGACGGCAGCUUCAAGAUCGUCUACGUGGAAGAGAAGGCCAUCGGCACCCUCAUCAGUACCAAGGCCAUUGGCUCCAACAUGCGAGAGGACAUCACCCACAUCUACAAGCACCCCGAAGGCUCGGACGCGGAGCGUAAGGCGGUGGAGACGGCGACGGCCCACGGCAGCAAGCCCAACGUGUACGAAUCGCGGGACGCGGCCGAGGACGUGGGGGUGCAGGUGGAGGCGGAGGACGCGGUGAUGGGGCAGGACCUGGCGGUCAGCGUGGUGCUGACCAACCGGGGCGGCAGCCAGCGCACCGUGAAGCUGCACCUCUACCUGUCGGUCACCUUCUACACCGGCGUCACCGGCCCCGUCUUCAAGGACAGCAAGAAGGAAGUGGCCCUGGCCCCGGGAGCCUCGGAUCGGGUGGUGCUCCCGGUAGCCUACUCGGAGUACAGGCCGCACCUGGUGGACCAAGGGGCGAUGCUGUUGAACGUGUCGGGCCGCGUCCUGGAGAACGGGCAGGUGCUGGCCAAGCAGCACACCUUCCGCCUGCGCACGCCGGACCUGUCCCUCACGGUGCUGGGGGCGGCCGUGGUCGGCCAGGAGACGGAGGUACAGAUUGUCUUCAAGAACCCUCUGCCCAUCACCCUCACCAACGUGGUCUUCCGGCUCGAGGGCUCGGGGCUGCAGCGCUCCAAAGUCCUCAACGUUGGAGACAUCGGGGGCAAUGAGACGGUGACGCUGCGUCAGACGUUCGUGCCGGUGAGGCCGGGCCCCCGCCAGCUGGUGGCCAGCUUGGACAGCCCGCAGCUCUCCCAGGUGCACGGAGUCAUCCAGGUGGACGUGGCCCCCGCUCCCGACGGCAGCUCCUUCGCCGGGGCCCGGGGCAGCAGCAACCGUUCCGGGGAAAACAUCCCCAUGGUGGGGCGAGGCGAGGGCUAGCCCGAGACCGGGCACAGACUGGGGC
Messenger RNA from Ornithorhynchus anatinus (platypus), 2526 nucleotides. It is a transcript of the gene TGM1, whose product is annotated as transglutaminase 1. Gene Ontology annotation, molecular function: protein-glutamine gamma-glutamyltransferase activity. The record is from RefSeq and is a predicted model, not a curated record. The coding region runs from base 15 to 2501 and encodes 828 amino acids. Gene Ontology annotation, biological process: peptide cross-linking. NCBI's taxonomy places the organism in Eukaryota, Metazoa, Chordata, Mammalia, Monotremata, Ornithorhynchidae. The transcript has 14 exons.